Molecule: messenger RNA, 4241 nt
Organism: Vitrella brassicaformis
Lineage: Eukaryota; Vitrellaceae
Source: the annotation of a GenBank genome assembly
UUAUCCAUCCAUCCAUCGGGCCCCAUCAGCCAUCAUCCCAUUGGUCUGCGGGGCCCUGGCGGCCUCGUCGCCCAUUUGUGGGAGAGGAGGGUGGUGGGGUGGGGGUGCGGCUGCUGCUGCGGCCGCCAUGGGCGGUGACGGCAAUGUGGCUGUGUGCUGUGGAUCCGUGGGGGAUGCCAGGGAGGGGGGAGGGUGAGGCGGCGGGGGGAAGGGCAAGUGCUGAAUGAAUGACACACACACAAUCACGAUCACAUCACGGACACCGAGAGGGAGGUGCGUCGGUUUGCCGUGUGUCUUGGCUGUCUGUCUGUCUGUCUGUCUGCCGUGCGUACCUACCUCGAAAGUGCAUGCAGGUCCGCCACAUGCGUCGCAUCGUUUGAUGGAGAUGCAGAGGUUGGCGCACCGCGAGCAGAACAGGUGGUGACACGGGGUGAUGAACACCGUGUACUGCAUGCACCAAUGACCAGACAGACAGACGGAUAGAUAAGGAGAGAGUGUGGCGUGGUCUAUCUGUGGAAGGAAGCAUGUUCUGCAGUCAGUGUGUUGUGUCAUAUCUUGUGUCGGCGUCUGUUCUGGGUGUUUGCCCACUCACACACCUCGUUUCUGCAUCGGACCUUGCCGUCGGCUGUGCUGAUCAUGCCGCUGCAUUGCAGUCUGACCAAUGAGGUGCACAGGACAGAGAGAGAGAGAGAUGGGACACCUCUUGAGUGUGUGUGUGUGUGUUGGUCGCUCAUUCACUCACUUAGCCCUUAGGCGUUCUAGCUCCGCCCUCAGUCCUCUGUGCUGCUUGAGUUCUCUGACGAUCUUGAGACUCGACUGUGUACAGUCGUCCAUACGCUCCUCAAGGAAAGCGCGAAACUCCUGUCCGAUGCAUUAUUUCAAACAUGUACAGCCGCACAUACCCAAAUCCAUAUGCAUGCAAUGCAAUGAGUGGAGUGGCUUCAUGUCCUAUCUAUCCGGCUCACAUUGAGAGAUCUCUCAACCACCCCUUCGUCAGUCCUCGCCCGUUUGGCCGCCCUCCCCGUGUUGGCACCGUCCGCACCGGCUUCCCUCGCCGCCGGUCCAUCCGCGUCUUGCUGGUGCGGCUCUCGCUCUCGCUUUAUAGCCACUAAUGCAGCCACGUGGGCAGCACCCACACCACCACAAGCAGCACCACAAGCAGCAGCAGCAGCAGCAGCAGCACCAGCACCAGCAGCAGGAGGACGAGCAGGCGCCUUGGCAGCAGCUGCAACGCAACAAGUGUCCACGUACGCACAAAUGAGCAGGGACGAAAGGCACACGUAUGGAUGAGAUGAACGUGUGUGUGUAUCGUGCCUGGUGGUGCUGCUUUGGGUUUGGCCGUUGCCUUUGGGGGUGGGAGCGGCGCUUUGGCCUUGGGGCUGGUCGGUCUGGGCGCCGCGGCAGCACGAGCGGCUGAACGAACGAGUCGUCACACCAACAGGCAGCGAUGAAAGAGAACAAUCGCACACAACAUCCAUCCAUCCAUCUAUCAGCCUUCUCUUUUUCUCACGUGUGGCAGUGGUGAGUGGCUGCAGGCCUGGUGCACGGCCCAGUGGCUGUGCCCUGAGCUCCAAGAGUGCGUUGAGGACCAAGGCCGGCAUUGGCGACAAGCCGUGAUGCGGAUGACUCAGAAAGGGACGCUGGAAGGUCACAAACAGACCGGUGCUCGUCGACUGACACGGACAAGCAACCACAACGAUGGAUGGACGGCCAACGUGGGGGUGUUUGACCACCGGGGUACCUUCUUGCUGAAGAGUGCCUUUGCCGGCAGGACGUCAAAGACAAAGGGGAAGAGGUGGAGGAAGUGCAGCAGUGACGCCAGCAUGUCCCUCCCGCCUUCCCUGUCCGAGCCAGCCUCACCCUCAUCCCACCCCGCCCCCAGCGCCUCCACGCCGACACACGGCACCAGCACCGGCUGCAGCUGCUCGUCAUACAGCACACACCGCUCCACAGCACCGCUACCCUCCCUCAGACACGCGCACAGCCCCUCCACCACCUUGAUGCGCCGCUGGUUGCACAGCUGCACAUACGCCGAAGUGUCCCCAUCGCUGGUCGACAAACGCACGCCGCCCCCCCCAGCCAUGCGAGCUGCAUUCGCCGCAUCCACGACAUUCGGCAGCUGACGCACACGCGCGGCGAAGUCGGCCGGGGCCAUGUCGGAGCAGCCGCACAGCUGCUUGAGCGUGCUGAAGGAUAUGUCGCCUUUCGGCCAUGCGCGCAGCACGUGGAUGAUCUUGGCGUUCAGAAGCUCUUUCAGCUGCACUCGGUCCAGGUGGGGGAAGAGCGCCUUGAGAGGGACGGAGGAAGGGCUGAGAGAGGGGUCUGCGGGCGGCUGGUCGCUCACGCGCAGGGAUAUGGGGGAGUAGGGGUGGGGGAAGGGCAUCGACGGCCUGCCUGCCGUGCCGUCAAACAUGUCGUGGCAGUAUCGCGUGACGAAAACCGAAGCAAUCGGCAGCCGGUGUUCCUCCCUCUUGACAACGCUCAGCCGCUUCCACACGGACACCACAUCGACGGCUGUCCGCCGCUCGUACUCCUGCCUCCGGGCCAGCGCACUCUUGAGUUCUUUCCUGACGGCCUCUAUCACCAGGUAGUCAUCCAGGUGGUGCUCCCGCGCCGUCUUGUGCUCCGAUUGGGGCGAGGGCGGGAGCGGCGGGUAGUAUGAUUUGUUUGGGCGCAGGCCACCGAACAGCCCGAGGGCGACUCCCCUGUUGCUGUCGGUGUUGGGUGGCGGUGAAGGUGUCCCGCCGUUGAUGGUGGGGGAUGGCGUACGGGGCGGACCGAGGGGGGACUUGCGCCUGCAAAAGGCAAACAGGGAUCAGAUCACCCACACACCCAGCUCACGAGUGUUGUCCGCCGCUUUCUGCUCACAAUUCGUCGAGUGUGGGCGGCUGCCACUCGUCCACGUGUUGGCAGGCGGCCGUCCACAAGGAAAAUGCCAACACGUGGUGCCGGCUGUCCUUCCCAAGAAGCGUCACAGACACGCCCCCCUGCUGGGCACUGGCAACCUCCUGCAGCGGCUGCGUCAUGGCGCCGUCGAGACUGUCGAGAUGGUACACGGCCCGCUGCCUCACAAGGCGCUCCGGGAUGGUCGGGUCUUCACAGCCGAUGGCGGCUACGGUGCUGUCUGCGGGGGCGUGGAUGUACAGAGUGGGCGAAUUGGGGGGCAGCGGCAGCGACUCCAUCAUCGCCCGACGGAUGAGAUCCGCUGUCCUGAGAGAAGAGCAGGCCGUGAGGACAACACACAAGAGAGAAGGCCGCUCGCGUGCCUGGUUCGUUGGUCAGGUAGUGGCAGGCACCAGCUACCAUUUUCUUGGUUUGGUGACAAUGACGAAUGUCGGCUGGCUGGAGUCGCGCUGCCCCUGCUGACGGGUGAUUAGCUCCUCUGCCUCAAAGUCUCUCCAAGACCCCGGCAGCCUGCAGGGCAGCAUCGAUCACAAGACAACAUCACCAUGGCCUUCGUUCGUUCGUUCGUUCGUUCGUUUGUUCGUGCCCUCAUUGCAUAUCAUUACUGUUGCGGCAGAUUAUCGCCCCGGUCAGCGGCUGGCUGAGCGUCGACGUCCUCCACAUCGACAAACGUGAUGCCGCCGUCAUCCUCAGUCACCGUAAGAUUGGCCUCUGCGCACCAUACGAAGAGGAGAGCAACGCUCAUAAGCGCCAUGAGUCUGUCGUACCGAGCAGCAUCCUGUGCUUUGAGAAGGCGUCGUAGCAGCCCAUGAAAACGUCCACCUCGUCGCAACCGGCCACGGCCUUUGCGUGGAUGGAAGCGAAGACGGGCGGCCGCUUGCUGGGGCGUGCCUUGGUAAUGUCCAGAAAGGACUGCUGCAGACGCUGCAGCAGAACACUCAUGGACCUGAUACGUCCCAGAGAGGGGGUGUCCAACAGUUGUGUGGAUGCAUCUUUCUCUCUGGUGGCGGCUUGGCUUACCAUCCCGGUGGAACGUCUUUGAGCCUCACAACGAGAAAAUGCCGCGUGGUUGGGUCAGUCACGCUCUCAACUGACUGGUUCUCCGGCCACCUGAGGUCAACGAGAGCUUUCUUGGCUGAAGGAAGGAAGCAGACAAACACAUACACAUACACAUACGUAGACCGUGUAGGUGCUGCUAUGACUCGCUGGUCUGCAUUUCUUCACUCACCCGCGUCAGCCAGCCCGGCGGAUCUGGCUGGAUAAGGUGCCAGAUCCAUGACGCUAUCACGGCUUUAAGGGAAUGCGCUCCUCCCUCCUCUCUUCGCGGGCCUCUUUCG